Molecule: messenger RNA, 809 nt
Organism: Myotis daubentonii (Daubenton's bat)
Lineage: Eukaryota; Metazoa; Chordata; Mammalia; Chiroptera; Vespertilionidae
Product: malignant T-cell-amplified sequence 1-like
Biological process (GO): formation of translation preinitiation complex
Molecular function (GO): RNA binding
Source: RefSeq, a predicted model, not a curated record
CCGACCGUCUCUGCCGGCCUUCCUCCGGUAAGCACCUCUGCCGACCCUCGCGAACUCCGUUCUUUGCUCUCUCGGGCCUUUCCCUACUGUCGCCCCCGCCACCUUGGAUCAUGUUCAAGAAAUUUGAUGAAAAAGAAAACGUGUCCAACUGCAUCCAGUUGAAAACGUCAGUUAUUAAGGGUAUUAAGAACCAGUUGAUAGAACAGUUUCCGGGCAUUGAACCAUGGCUUAAUCAAAUCAUGCCUAAGAAAGAUCCGGUUAAAAUAGUGCGGUGCCACGAGCAUAUAGAAAUCCUUACGGUAAACGGAGAGUUACUGUUUUUUCGACAGAGAGAAGGGCCUUUUUAUCCAACUCUAAGGCUACUACACAAAUACCCAUUUAUCCUGCCACGACAGCAAGUUGAUAAAGGAGCCAUCAAAUUUGUGCUCAGUGGCGCAAAUAUCAUGUGUCCAGGCUUAACCUCGCCUGGAGCCAAGCUUUACCCUGCUGCAGCGGAUACUGUUGUUGCAAUCAUGGCAGAAGGAAAACAGCAUGCCCUGUGUGUUGGCGUUAUGAAGAUGUCAGCGGAAGAUAUCGAGAAAGUGAACAAAGGGAUUGGCAUUGAAAAUAUCCAUUAUUUAAAUGAUGGGCUGUGGCAUAUGAAGACAUAUAAGUGAGCCUCAGAAGGAAAACACUUGGGCUAAAUAUGGACAUUGUGCUGUGUCUGUGUUUGUGUCUGUGUGUGACAGCAUGAAGACAAUACUUCUAUGGUUAUGCUGAAUAAAUUCAGCAGUUGCUACAAAAACAGAAAAGUAAAGAUUUGGAACGAG